AUGGACGAGGGUACCAAGUGCAGAGUGCCGAUCGGCGACGCCUGCGUGUCUAUGCGCGUGUGCUUCGACUCCCUGUGCUUCUCGUCGACGCAGCAGCGGCUCGCCGACGAGGAGGACGCCUCCCAGCUGCCGACGCACGGCGCCGUGGCCGUGGUCGCCGCAGCCGGCCAGAGGGCCAUUUCGAACGUCACCGGAGCGACCACAAUCACAGCCAUGGGCACCCUUCGCGAGCUACAGGAAUUGCUGCGCGUCAAGGACGAGAAGAUCGCCGAACUCGAGGCGCUCCUCUGUCACCGCGACGCCGAGAUACAAGAACUACGGAGCCAUCUCGACAAGUUUCUCAGCGUGCUCCCUUUCAAGUCACCCUUGACACCGACGAAACCGAGACCCAGGAAGCAAAGGGCGCAGGGUAUCUCCGCGGAACCACCGCUUCAGGAGCUCGCCACGCUAACAGAUACACUCGGAGCUUGCACUUCCGGUGCAUUCCAUUCUAUUUUAAAACGAUCCUUGUUUAAUCGUAAUUCCGAGACCUUGGAAUCGUCCGAAGGUCGCAGUGAACAUGAACUCAUCGAAACUGCUUUUCAUUUUAACAAAAGGGAACUGAGUGUUUUAGAUAAGCUAAUCUUUUUCACCUGUUACGUGACCUGUCAUUGGUUACUAAAUAUUUCACACGAAUCGUAUAACGAUGAUAGUGACCGAUUAUCGAUCGAGGGAAAAGCUUACACUGCAAUAUAUAUUCUGUCGAGAGUAAUGUCAGAAUUUCAAACAAUUUGAAUCUAUGCAUUCGUUGAAUUCUAAAAUAGGGAUUUAUAUAUUUAUCGCGAAACGAAUGAAUUAUACAUUAUAUCCAACAAGUAGUGCAAUUCGACUAAAGUCAAAUACUUUAUUCACACGCAUUAGACAAAACUAAGCAAGUCCACGAAAUUUAAGAAAUACAAGAUCACUCGUAUCUUUUCUUUUCUGAUUCCUUUUUAUGUUCUGUUAAUUAAUUUAUUAAUCCACUUGUGAUACAACUUACUUUGUGUGCAAUUUGAAUUUAUAUAUUUUUACCUUACCAGAAGCAACGUUCUGUUGCUAGACUGCAGGCUUUGUAU
Messenger RNA from Heterotrigona itama, 1094 nucleotides. NCBI's taxonomy places the organism in Eukaryota, Metazoa, Arthropoda, Insecta, Hymenoptera, Apidae. The record is from the annotation of a GenBank genome assembly.